This is a messenger RNA of Acanthochromis polyacanthus (spiny chromis), 4246 nucleotides long. Its product is annotated as choline transporter-like protein 5-A. Gene Ontology annotation, cellular component: membrane. Lineage: Eukaryota; Metazoa; Chordata; Actinopteri; Pomacentridae. The record is from RefSeq and is a predicted model, not a curated record. Gene Ontology annotation, biological process: transmembrane transport. Gene Ontology annotation, molecular function: transmembrane transporter activity. The transcript is spliced from 22 exons. Bases 98 to 2269 code for a protein of 723 amino acids.
GCGAGGGCAGGGGGUGAGAGGAAGGAGAGGCGCUGAUGAACAGCUACAGGUAGCUGCCUUUUUUACUCGUUUUAUUUCCACCGUCAGCCCGGGCCACAUGGCGCCUCACCGCUACACACCAAGCAGCUCAGCGACUGUUCAGAGCGAGACAACCCCUGGAGUAUACGGAGAACCAUACAAGUUUGACCCUUCCUUCAGUGGUCCUGUCAGCAGAAGAAGCUGCACCGAUAUCUUACAUUGUUUGAUCUUCACCCUUGUCAUUGUCUCAUAUGUUGCCCUUGGGAUAGUGGCCUGGUUGCAUGGGGACCCCAGGAAAGUGAUUCAUCCAACAGAUAGUUAUGGCCAGUUCUGUGGUCAGAAAGGAACUUCCAAUGCGAGAAAACCCAUCCUGUUCUAUUUCAACAUCUUAAAAUGUACCAACCCGGCAGUACUCAUCAACCUACAGUGUCCCACAACACAGAUGUGCGUGUCACAGUGCCCAGACAAGUUUGCAACCUACACUGAGAUGCAGCUCCAAAACAAACUCAGCAAAAGUUACUGGGAAUAUUACAGACAAUUCUGUAAGCCGGGUUUCAAUGACCCCAACAAGCCAGCAUCUCAGGUUCUGCGAGAUGAGGAUUGUCCCUCCAUGAUUGUACCAAGUAGACCAUUUCUCCGGAGAUGUCUACCAGCCUUCAUCACUUUGAAUGGGACUGUGACGGUAGCAAACAGAACCAGGUUUAAAGAUGCUCUGGAAAUGCCACGCAGUGUUACUGAACUCCAACAUGCUGCUAAGGGUAUAACAGGACUAGUGGACACUAAGGAGCUGGUCAUGAACAUAGUGGAAGAUUAUGCCAAGUCAUGGGCAUGGAUACUCAUAGGUCUACUAAUAUCUUUGGCUGUUAGUCUGGUCUUCAUCCUGCUACUGAGGUUCACAGCUGGGUUACUGUUGUGGACCACCAUCAUGGCCGCCCUACUACUUUUGGCAUAUGGUAUGUGGUACUGCUCCAUGGUCUGGUCCCAGCUCAGAUACAGACAAGGAUCUGAAGUUGCCAUUUUAGAGGUCGGCCUGCAGACAGACCUACAGAUCUAUCUACAACUCAGACAGACAUGGAUCAUAUUUUUGGUAACUCUGGGAGUGAUAGAAGCUUCCAUUUUCCUGAUGUUGAUCUUCCUACGAAGAAGGGUCCUAAUGGCUAUCACCUUGCUCAGAGAAGCUAGCAAGGCCAUCAGUUACAUCAUGUCUACACUGUUCUUUCCAGUCAUCACCUUUUUCUUGUUGACUAUAUGCAUCUCCUACUGGGGGUUUAUAGCAAUACACCUGGCAUCGUCAGGUGAAGCCAUCUACAAAGUGAUGUCUCCUGAUGUGAGCUGCCCUUACGUCAACAGUACGUGCAACCCUGAGACCUUCAACAGAACCAACAUCUCCAACUCAGCAUUGUGUCUGGGUUGUAAGUGUUUAUUUGCCUUUUAUGGCGGGGAGACAUCCUACCACCGCCACCUUUUUCUGCUACAGUUGUCCAACCUACUAGUCUUUCUGUGGCUCGUCAACUUCAGCUUGGCCCUGGAGCAGUGCACUCUGGCAGGGACAUUUGCUAGCUACUACUGGGCCAAGAGGAAGCCUCAGGAUAUCCCGUCAUGUCCACUAUUUUUAUCAUUUAACAGGGCUAUCAGGUAUCACACAGGGUCUUUGGCAUUUGGUGCUCUAGUUCUUUCAGUUGCCCAGCUAGUCAGGAUCAUACUGGAAUACUUGGAACAGAGAUUAAAAUGUGUUGAUAACACCCUGUCCAAGUUCCUUUUGUGCUGUCUGAAAUGCUGUUUCUGGUGUUUAGAGAACCUCCUUCGCUACAUGAACCGUAAUGCUUAUAUCAUGGUUGCGAUUUACGGCACAAACUUUUGUACCUCUGCCAGAGAAGCAUUUUUCCUACUGAUGAGAAAUGCAGUGAGGGUUGCAGUUCUGGACAGAUUGACAGACUUUCUGCUGUUUCUCGGCAAAGUGCUGAUAGCAGGAGGAGUUGGUGUGGUUGCAUUCUUCUUUUUCACAAACAAGAUCCCAGUUAUCCAGGAGGAAGUUCCCAGUCUCAACUGCUAUUGGGUCCCCAUACUGACAGUGGUGGUAGGUGCCUAUCUGAUUGCUCAUAGUUUCUUCAGCAUCUAUGCCAUGUGUGUUGACACCCUCUUUCUCUGCUUUUGUGAUGACUUGGAAAGGAAUGAUGGUAGUUCGGACAAACCUUACUUCAUGUCCCCGGAACUGCACAAAAUUCUUGGAAAAUCCAGUCAGUUACGGUGACAUACUGCGUCAACUGCCAGUGGCUGUCUUGACAAACUUCUUGGAGACACUGUGUACUGCUGGUAUCACGUUGCCUGAUGAAGUGGGGCUUUUUUCAGUUUUGAUGUUGUUUUGUUUUGUUUUUUCUGCACAGUGCCACUUUAGAAUGUUGGUCUAGCUCAUUACUAGUAAAAAUAUGUUGAGGAUAAUUUUUCACUGAAUCUAAGUUUGAAUAACUCAGCAACAGUCAUAUACAUAUAAAAUCAGUCAUUAAAUUCUGAUUUUGAAGACUUUUCCAAACCUAAUCGGCAACAUUAAGGCAAUCUAACAAAAACAAAAUUAACUCUACCUUGAAAAUGUUCCUUUGAACUUCUAGUUGAGUUUUAUGUGCUCAAUUUCAGUCAUAAUGGCUUAAAGAUCAUUUAUUUUUCCAUGCAAAGGGUAAAAUCUGCAACACAAAUUAAAAAUAAAAAACGUCCUCCCUGAAAUACCCGUUUUUUGUUUUGUUUUGUUUUUUUUAUAUGAUCAUUUGUUAUUUCUAAUGUUAUUGAUAAAAUUAAUGAAAACAUAGCAAAAAUAAUUAAUGAAUUCUUUAAAGUGAUAAAUAUGCCUGACUUAAGUUUGCUUAAAAGUUUGUUUAACAAAACAAGUGAGAAUUUGCAAUGAUUUGUUGUCCAAAUACUGUUCUCUGUGAAUGGCUAAUGCUGGACUGUAUUUUGUAAAAAAGGGAAAAAAAGAAAAAGAAAAAACUGUUCACAUACUCAGUUCAUUUAAAUGUUUUUUAUACAGCACAUAGCAAAAAUCACAACAUAGGUCGUGGCAAGGCAUGAUGGGAUCAAGAUCAAAAAUAGAACAAUUUCCCCCUAAGCAAGCACCUGGCAUCACUGGGGAAAAUUUUUUUCUUUUGAACAGAAGGUGCCCUCAGACAGAACAGGGAGUGAGGUUUUCUGAUUCAACUGGUUUUGACUGAGAGGGAUGCAGAAAUAGAAAAGAUGAGGAUAUAGCAAAUCAAACACACACAAAGUAGCUUGUUGGGGCAGCUUGUUGAGACAAAGCACAAUCUCCUGGAGAGAGAGGAUACAAAAUUAAUGAUAUGCAGUAGUUGAACACAAUGCAAACAGAGAGGAGAGUAGAAUCUUUAGCUAGCCAGUGGUUUCUAGCAGCAUAACUAUGGUAUGUUUCAGGGUCACCUGAGCAGCUCUAACUAUAAACUUUACAAAAGUGGAAAGUUUCAAGCUCAAUCUUAAAAUUAGAGGGUGUCUGCCUCUCAAAUCCAAACUGGAAGAGGGGUUUCCAGAAAAGGAGCUUGCUAAGUGAAGUCUGUCUCUCCCCAUUCCACUUUUGGAAAUCCUCAGAACCACUGUAAACCUGCACUUAGUACAAAGUGCUCUAUUGGGAUAAUAUUGUACUACAAGCUCUUAUGCUUGUAUAAAGCUUGUUCAUUAGGGCUUUGUAUGUAAGGACAAAAACGUUGAACUCUGUUCUGGAUUAUACAGAGUGUUGAUGAAGCAGAGCCGAUAUAUGAGAACAAUUUUAACACAUAUCCCCACAAAAUCCAAACCAAAGCAGGAACCCAGCAACAGCAAUCCCAACAGUAAUACUGUGUACAGUCUAUACAGUCAGUCAAGUUUGUAGCACUGACCUUAGCUCUGCUGCUUUCCUACUCCUGGAGAAAUUCCAAUUCCGAAUUGCUUAUUUCUCCUCUGACACUGAUUCCACAGUUGUAAUGUAAUCCUGACACUGGUUAUUACACAUAGAGAAUAUUUUUCUUUUAUUGUCAUGUAAAAUUAUAGAAUUUAAAGCCUUUCUCCUCACACACUGAGAUGCAGACUGAGUCCAUCUGAAUCUUUGUAAAGAUUUUAUUGUACCAUAUUAUUCCAACAGGGCACACAUGUUCAAACAUAAACUAUGCUAAUGUUGUUCCUGUCCUGUAACGUUUUGUGAUAAAUUAUUGUUAUUAUUCUUUUUAUGAAAAUAAAGUAUGAUUUCCCAACAUGA